GGGGUGUGUGUGCGGGAAAGAAGAGAUUAAAGCAAUAGAAAGGAAGUGGAGACCAGCUAUGUCUGUUCCAAGGACUGCAAAGCUGCGUAACUCCUGCCCUGCCACGUUGCUACGAGAAUGUCACACCCCAUGGCCAUCAUGCACUUUUCCUCUUCUGUUUUUACCAGUCAAUUCCUAGACAUUUAUCUUCUCAGUUUUGUGGCCUAUAUUUCAUAGUCUAGGGUAUUGUAGAAGAAAUUUCUCUGAAGAAAUUUAUGAACACCUGUCAGGUUUAGCUACUGAAACAUUUCUCUUUGGGAGAGGAGCAGUGUACACCUUGCCAAAAUGCCCAAUUCCCUGGAAAAUAGCAUCAUGAGGCAUCAAUAUUCCAAUAAUGCUUUCUGAAACCUUUCUCCUAUUUCUCUUCAGUCAUGUCGAUAAUGUGUCACCUUCUGUAAUUCAUUUCUAUUUUUUUUUUUUAUUUCUCCUUCAUCCUUAUUCCCACUUCCUAUAUGCAAUCACUGUAAUGCACCUUUCAAGGCUGACCUUACAUUUCCAGGAAAAAAAAUUGCAGCUCAGUUGUCAUUAAUUUAUUAUAUUCCUCCCAGCUUCUGCUGCUCAUCAUUAUUGUAGCAAGUGCCUUCUCUGGGUCCUGGCAUUUGUUCAGCACUGCUAAUAGAUAGCUAACUUGGCAACCAAUUAACUCUUCCAUUGCUUAAGAUACCAAUUUUGGCUUGUUUAAACAAAAGGCACAAAACACAGGCUUCAAAAACUCACUCUCAGUGCAGAUGGUUCUUGAAUUUUAUUUUAAUUGUAGCAAACAAUAUGGGAAACCAGCCUUUCUUGUUUACGGACGGUGCCCCAUCUCAAUGGGAUCUCUAUUAAUCAGAGAUUCUAGCCGCCCCACUGCUGUGUGAGUAAUGCUGGCUUUUACCAUCAGCAACUAACUUAAAGAUGACAAUUCCUUUUGGCUAUAGGUUGCUUUGAGGUUUGUAUUUUGAGUGAUCUUUAUUUUUAUAUAGAUAACGUCACUGUUAAUUUCCAAUGAUUUGUGUCAGUGUGGUGCUGUAAUUUAAAGCCACAGAGACUGAAGGUGGUGAAGAAUAAAUGAGGUAUUUUGUUAAAUCAUAUAGUACCCCCCGCUCCAGGUAUGUCUGACAGUCUGUUGGUAUCUCAACAGCAUUGACCAAAUUCAGACUCGAUAAUGUGAAAGAAACCAUGUUUUUUCUCUCAUAAUGUGAUGCCUGUAGCCAAUGGGGACCUUGACUCCAUUCCUUUCCUCAAAAGUGUGGCUGCUGGCGAUGCUUCUUCAUACUGGCCUUUGGAACCCUGGAAUAUUUUUUUUUUCUUUUAAAUGCAGGCUACCAUGAGCUCUUCUGAUCUUCCAUGACCAUAGGAAAGGACAUCUCCCAGGUUAAUGUGAAAGGGGCAAAAGAGUUUUAAAGUCAAUAGCUAGAAGAGCUUUCUUUUUCUGAGAAUUAAAUUGGUAGUCUUACAGUCAACACAGCCAAUGAAAUACUAAACCAAUGAAAUACUGCAUAGUUUUAUUUUCUAAGUACCUACAGUAUAAGUUAGACAUUUUCAGUAUUCUGAGCUGACUGCAACUGAUACAAUUUGUCAGUCUGGAUUCUGGAUCCUUUGAAUGUGGGGCAAUGGCAUUUCUUUUAUAUAUUGUUUAGCUUUUCAUACUAAAAAAUAUGUGGCUGUGCUGUGUGCCUUCCGCAUCAUGCUUGUCUUGCUGUAGCUCUCUGAAACAUUCAUCUUGAGAAUGUCAAUGUGGUGUCAGUUCUGAUUUUUGUUUUUUAUUUUGCUUGCCAGAAAUUUUCAGACAUCAUGGUAUCUGCUAGAAUCACCCAUCACAGUUCUUGUUGUUGCACUUCAGGAAGACAAACAGCUAGUUAUUUAAUAUUUUUGAUAAUGAAGUAUCCAACGACAGACAAGUCAGGGAUGAAGUGGUCAGGUGCCCCAAAUGAUCUUUUAGGGCUGAAAUUACAGCAGUGGGGUUUGGCUUUUUUACUUCAGGAACUUUUGUUCACACACAGAGUACAAGAUGUUAUGAACAUAUGCCAAGAUGCAGGAUUUCACAUUAUACCCUAUUUCUCUUCAUUCCACAAAAUGGAGGGGAAUAAAGUACAUUUAGAAAGAAAAAUCACACCCGUGGCAUGCGGUGGUGAUGAGACAGUUGAUCAUGAGAUGUCACUGACUUCUUUCCAAGGCAGUUUUGUAGUAAACCGGCUUAUUUUUUUUCACCCAUCCUGUUUUCCCCGAUGACAAAGCUCCAUCGCUUUGGUUUGGCGCCGGGCCUUUCCUCCCCAGCUCCCACCCGCAGCAGGCAACUCAAGCCCUCACCCACCCUUUCUUCCCAUAAGACAACACCUGGAGGGGAAAUAAAUACCUUCGGCGCUGACCCUUAAGGUGAAGAGCCUUCGAAAUGCCCAUGUUUGCCGCGACGCAGCACCACCCUCUCGCCGCGCCGGGCGGUUUGGGGUGGAUUGGCGCCCCCUCAGCGCCAGGGCGGGGGCGGGGCGGCCGCCGGGGGCGGGGCCAGCGCUCGGGGCAUGCGGCGUCCGCCUCUGCGCAGCGGCCGCGGCCAUGAGGCUGUGGGCGCGGAGCCGCCGCCCGGCGCCCGGCCCUUUGUUCCUCGGGGUCAGCGGCUGCCCGUCCUCUCCGCCCUCCUCUCUCCCCCGCCGCCCUUGAUGGCAGGGGCGGUUUGAACCCGCCCGAAGGGAGGAGGAGCCGCCGUUCGCCGCCGCUGCCCAGAAUGCGAUGGGGAACUGCUGGGCGCAGUGGUGCUGCGGGCUCUUCUUCCGGAGGGAAGCCGGCCGGCUCCAGCGAGGCGGAGGAUCAAAGUAUUUUAGAACAUGUUCAACAGGAGAACACUUCACUAUAGAGUUUGAGAACCUAGUGGAAAGUGAUGAGGGGGAUAGCCCAGGAAGCAGUCACAGACCUCUGACUGAGGAAGAAAUUGCUGACUUGAAAGACAGACAUUAUGACUCCAUUGCUGAAAAGCAGAGAGCUGUUGAUUUGAAACUUCAGUCAGAGCAACGUAGACAGCAAAGGAUAACACAGAGAGCGCAUGCUGCUAAUAAUGGAGAACAUCAGAGCUCUGUGGCAGAGGAAGAUUUUGAUUCUUUCUUAAGAAAUACAAAAUUCCAUUAUGAAGCUUUCCGAAGUAGUAGACUUUCAUCUGAUGCUACAGUGCUGACGCCCAACACAGAAAGCAGUUGUGACUUAAUGACCAAAACAAAAUCUUUGAGUGGAAAUGAUGACAGCACUUCAUUAGAUUUAGAGUGGGAAGAUGAAGAAGGCAUAAACAGAUUGAUUCCAAUGAGAGAACGCUCCAAAACAGAAGAAGAUAUACUGCGGGCGGCACUGAAAUGUAAUAGCAAGAAGACGGGAAGUAAUCCAGCUUCAGCCUCUGACGAUUCUAAUGGAUUGGAGUGGGAGAAUGACUUUGUUAGUGCUGAAAUGGAUGACAAUGGCAAUUCAGAAUAUGCCGGAUUUGUAAAUCCUGUGCUAGAUUUGUCUGCAUCAGAUGUAAGGAUAUCAGAUUCUGAUCAUCAAGACAGAUAGUGAAACUGUGUGGCCCUUGUUUAUGACCAAAUGUUGGAAAGUGAAAUAGAAUGUACAAAGCCAAUUUGCUCUUUUAUAAUGUUGGUUCCCUUUUUCUUAUUAAUUGAUCAGCAAGGAAUGGGAAUGACUUGCUCUCUGAAUUAAUUCAGAAUUAAGUGCAAUUUUAUUGUCUACCUUCUAAACUUUUAUGAAAACUGGGGUGAUUUUAUUGUGUAUAUUUCUGGGUAUCUGGAUUUAAUAUAAAGUUAUCUGCACUAAUUUAAGCUUCAUAGCUUGACAUGUCUAUAUUUUAAUGAGCUUUUUUUUUUUCCUGGAUGAUGUUUCUACUGGUUUUGUUUUUAAAAUUCAUCACUGGCCUAACGUUUAUCUCAGAAAGUCUUAUACAAUUUAUCUAAUACUUGAAUAUAGGAAAAUAAUUUUAAAAAAACUUCAUUUCUGAUAUGUGCUUUUUGACUCAUUCUGUGGCUAUUUAGAGGGUGUACUUAGCCAGCUGCAAAACAAAUUUCAUACAUGGUAAAUUGCACGUUUUCCCUGUCUAGUUUACAGUCUUCCUAGUUUUGUGUUGUCCUUUUUGUUUUUAUUGCUUUAUGCUAAGCACAGUUAACCUCAACAAACAGUACAAAUCAUCAGGUUAGGUAAGAUGUCUUGUUUAACAUGCCAGACUUAGUAAGUGUGUGCUAUAUAGAAAACCAACUAUAAAGAUUUUUUUAUGUGUCAAACUCUAAUUUUUAACCAGUAUCUAGUGGAGAACUGGGAGGACCAAAGUCUUGAUUUCUCUGCCCCCCCCCCCCCCAGACAGACCAACAUCUGUUACUACACGGUCCUUAAAAUUCUUUAGUUGUGGAAAACUUAAGAUUCAACUUAACUGGAACAAUUACUGAAAAGAACAUUCUCUGAGCAAGCUGGGGAGGGAUGAUUGCUCUGCUGUUGGGGUGGGAAGAACAAGUACCUAAAGACUGAAUUUCUAUAUCUGCAUUUUUAAAAGGAAAAAAAAAAAAGUUCAGGUUACAAAACAGUGUGUUUUAGUGCUCUAGCUUUCCUGUGCCUCUAAACUGGAUGGGUAAUACUGCUAAUACAAACUGAAAUUCAAGGAGGUGUUCAGUUACUACAGAUCUGGUGUAAUGUAUUGUGUGGUCUCCCCCGAUACUUAAUGUAAGUUAUACUUCAAAAAGAAAAAAAAGGGAAAAAAGCUCAUUGAAGAGAAUGUGCAAAACACUUGUAGAUCUCAAGCUUUCCCCAAAGUUUCAGUAAAGCCAUGCUACUCUACUGUUAUUUUGUGUAGCCGUCUUGUUUUUCCUUGAACAAAGGGGCAAGGGCUCUAACUUCAUUGUGGAGUAGAAGCAACAUGCUGUGUUAAGCAGUAAAUAUGCAUCAUUGGAAGACCAGGUCUUCCAAUUUGUCAGUGAAAGCUGUGUCGCUGUUUUAGAUCAUCUGAGCCUAUGUAUAAUAUUAGGGUCACUAGAGUGUGGUCCUUUUCAUGAUAACUUGAACAAAAAUACUGCACACUUGGAUUAAGUAUGUACAAAUAUUAACACUACUGAACAGCUAAAUCUUGUUGAUAACAUUCCAUUUCUUAAUUUAAACCAUAGCUAUGUCAUUGAAAAUAUUUUAAUGUAAUUAUCUACAUUUGCAAUGCCUGUAAUCUUUAAAAAUUUGUACACAUCAAAUGUAUAUUUUUGGUUUGGCAUAAGCUACUACUGUGUAACUUCUCCUGAACAUUUAUUUGUAUAAUAUAUUCCUAUGGAAACAAAGGCAACUUUCUCAACAUGUAAAUAACAAGUUUUUUACCUGCUGAAACCAUAACUUUACCCUGCAGUAGUCACUACUUUUCCUGACGAGUGAACAUGACGUUUAUUUGUCCUGACCAUGCUUGGAGGAAGUAAACUAGCUGAUAUUCCUGCUUGUAGAAUGGACAAGCACUUGGGAAAAAGGAAGCUAGCUCCAGCUGAAGGCUUUUACCGUGAUGAGCAUGUUCUGUAGCCAUGGUUAAUAGCAUUCCGCUUUUCAAGAGUUCAGUGCACCACCACACUGAGCGACUUGAGAAAUUUUGGUCAAUAUUUGUGGAAAUCUAAGAAACUGAAAGAUUAUACACAUGUGAAAGAAUUCAACAGUACUGGAAAAUACGUAUCUGUAUAAAUUUAGAAGUCAUUAAAAUUUUCAGUCAGUCUUAA
Messenger RNA from Falco peregrinus (peregrine falcon), 5723 nucleotides. RefSeq names its product adaptor related protein complex 1 associated regulatory protein (gene AP1AR). Bases 2746 to 3552 code for a protein of 268 amino acids. Gene Ontology annotation, molecular function: AP-1 adaptor complex binding. The transcript has 9 exons. Gene Ontology annotation, biological process: negative regulation of substrate adhesion-dependent cell spreading; regulation of Arp2/3 complex-mediated actin nucleation; negative regulation of cell motility. Lineage: Eukaryota; Metazoa; Chordata; Aves; Falconiformes; Falconidae. The record is from RefSeq and is a predicted model, not a curated record.